UUCCCCCACCAUUGGCUAAAGUAUCGACUCACCGCCGAAAUCGCAGCUAAAGCUUCCACAACUUUAGCAGCAGCUCCCAAGACCCUGGGACGAAAAAAGUGAAAAUUAAAAAAAGGUGGGAAAACAUAAAAAAAAAAACUUCGUCUGACUCAAGAAGUUCAAUUCUAUAGGAAAUAUAAUAGCCAUUGAGUUUAUUUAUUCCCUUUGCACACAUCGUCAACCCUCAUAAUCUCCACUCAACCUAUUAUUCUUCCUUUCACGAUGGCUUCUAGAGGGUUUUCCAAGGCUGUUCGUAGCCAAUUGGCCCGCCGUGUGGCCUCCCCCGCCGUUCAGACACGUUCCUUCGUCGCUGCGUCCAAUCUCGUCCGAGCUACCCCUAAGGCUCGCCCUGCCGUCGCUGGUGUUGUUCACCAACAGGUCCGUGGUGUAAAGACCAUUGACUUCGCUGGAACGCCUGAGGAGGUUUUCGAGCGUGCCGACUGGCCUAAGGAGAAGCUCCUAGACUACUUCAAGAACGACACCCUCGCCCUCAUCGGCUACGGUUCGCAAGGUCACGGCCAAGGUCUUAACCUCCGUGACAACGGCCUUAACGUCAUCAUCGGUGUCCGAAAGAACGGUCAAUCGUGGAAGGAUGCCGAACAAGAUGGCUGGGUUCCUGGCAAGAACCUUUUCGAGGUUGACGAGGCCAUCUUCAAGGGUACCAUCGUCAUGAACCUUCUCAGUGACGCCGCCCAGAGCGAGACGUGGCCCGCUAUCAAGCCCCAGCUUACCAAGGGCAAGACCCUAUACUUCUCUCACGGUUUCUCCCCUGUUUUCAAGGACGUUACCAAGGUCGACGUCCCCAAUGACAUUGAUGUCAUCCUAGUUGCCCCCAAGGGUUCCGGCCGAACCGUCCGAUCCCUUUUCCGUGAGGGCCGUGGUAUCAACUCUUCUUACGCCGUCUACCAGGAUGUCACUGGCAAGGCCGAGGAGAAGGCGCAAGCCCUCGGUGUAGCCGUCGGCAGCGGUUACCUUUACAAGACCACCUUUGAGAAGGAGGUGUACUCUGACCUUUACGGCGAGCGUGGUUGCUUGAUGGGUGGUAUCCACGGCAUGUUCCUCGCCCAAUACGAGGUUCUCCGAGAGCGUGGCCACAGCCCCAGUGAAGCCUUCAACGAGACCGUCGAAGAGGCUACUCAAUCCCUGUACCCUUUGAUUGGUGCCAACGGUAUGGACUGGAUGUACGAGGCCUGCUCCACCACUGCCCGACGAGGUGCCAUUGACUGGACCCCCAAGUUCAAGGAUGCCUUGAAGCCCGUUUUCAACAAUCUGUACGACGCUGUCCGAGAUGGUACCGAGACCAAGCGAUCCCUAGAGUACAACAGCCAAAAGGACUACCGACAAAAGUUCGAGGCGGAGAUGGAGGAGAUCCGCAACAUGGAGAUCUGGAAGGCCGGCAAGGCCGUAAGAUCUCUCCGACCCGAGAACCAGAAAUAAAUGCAUUUAGUGUGUUAAUAUAAAAAGAAAAAGAAAAUCUGGACGGUAAAAAAUAAAUGGCGGUGGCAUAUAUUCCCCGGGGACAACAAAAAAUAUUGCAGUGCGUUCUUGUACUUGUAUUUAGGAUUCCCCAAUGUCAUCUCUCAUGAGGAUCAUUGGGAGUAUGAUCCAAAAGGGUAUUCUAGAUGAGUCUGUUCUUUUCUCCUUUACCCCAAAUGAAGCCUUCGAAAAAGUAGCCGAUCCAGUCCUGGUAUGUCUAGAAAGUGGUGUCACUCCGUUAUCGGAACUAUGAUCGCAAAUUGUAGAUUUUUGACUGGUCCAGUUUUACGACUACCUUAACGCUAGA
This is a messenger RNA of Hypoxylon trugodes, 1822 nucleotides long. RefSeq names its product ketol-acid reductoisomerase. Gene Ontology annotation, molecular function: ketol-acid reductoisomerase activity. Gene Ontology annotation, biological process: L-valine biosynthetic process. Gene Ontology annotation, cellular component: mitochondrion. The transcript is spliced from 5 exons. Lineage: Eukaryota; Fungi; Ascomycota; Sordariomycetes; Xylariales; Hypoxylaceae. The record is from RefSeq and is a predicted model, not a curated record. The coding region runs from base 262 to 1476 and encodes 404 amino acids.